Molecule: messenger RNA, 1834 nt
Organism: Musa acuminata subsp. malaccensis (wild Malaysian banana)
Lineage: Eukaryota; Viridiplantae; Streptophyta; Magnoliopsida; Zingiberales; Musaceae
Product: cyclin-D4-1
Biological process (GO): regulation of cyclin-dependent protein serine/threonine kinase activity; mitotic cell cycle phase transition
Cellular component (GO): cyclin-dependent protein kinase holoenzyme complex; nucleus; cytoplasm
Molecular function (GO): cyclin-dependent protein serine/threonine kinase regulator activity
Source: RefSeq, a predicted model, not a curated record
CUAUGCCAACAGGUGCUGUGUCUCUCCCCUACAAAAUCCCUCCUUUCCUCCCUAUGCAACAGUUGCCCCUCAUCCCCUCUUCUCCUCCUCCUCCUCCUCCUCCUCUCUCUUUGCUUCUCCUCUGAGGACUGCCAACGUUCAACUCCAUGAAAAGGAGCCACCUUUGAAGGAGAAGCGGGGAGGAAGGAGAACAGGGGCUCUAUUUCCACAAGAAAGAUACCAUCUUUCCCAUAUUCGAAUCUGUGUCUCUAUUCCCUAGCGAUGGCUCCAAGCUUUGACUGUGCUGCCUCCAUCCUCCUCUGCGCCGAGGACAACAGUAGCGUCCUGGGUUUUGACGAUGAUGUUGAUGGGGAGGAGGAUGGGCGUGGGUUUGGUUGGGUUUCUGGGGUGAAAAGUCCCCAUUUUUACGGGGAUUUCCUCGUGGACUUUCCCGUUCUCUCGGAUGAACGCUUGGGGUCGCUGGUUGAGCGAGAAACGGAGUAUAUGCCGAGGGAGGACUAUGCCGAGAGGCUACGGUCCGGGGCUCUAGACUUGGCUAUCAGGAGAGAUGCCAUCGAUUGGAUCUUGAAGGUUCAUGCCCAUUACAGCUUCGGUCCGCUCAGUGCAUAUUUAGCAGUAAAUUACUUGGAUCGGUUCCUCUCUGGCUAUGAGCUUCCUCAAGGAAAGGCUUGGAUGACACAACUAUUAUCUGUGGCCUGCUUAUCUUUGGCUGCCAAAAUGGAGGAAACCGAAGUCCCUCUAUCUCUGGACUUACAAGUAGGCGAUGCAAAAUAUGUAUUUGAAGCAAAGACUAUACAAAGAAUGGAGCUACUGGUGCUUAGCACCCUCAAAUGGAGGAUGCAAGCAGUGACUCCCUUCUCUUACGUAGAUUUCUUCCUUCAUAAGUUCAAUGGUGGUAGUCCCCCAAGCAAGAUAUUGGUGUAUCGGUCCGUGGAACUCAUCUUAAGCAUGGCUAGAGGGACCGAUUUGUUAGUAUUCAGGCCAUCCGAAGUUGCUGCGGCCAUUGCGCUGUCAGCUUUGAGGGAAACUCAGGUUGUAGAAGUCGAGAAGGCUUUGUCAUGCUGUAUCCAUGUUGUGCAGGAAGGUGUCUUGAGGUGUUUUGAGGUGAUCCAAGACUUGAUGGCUGUGAGGUCUAGGCCACGCAAAAUUGCUAUUUCAUCAGUUUCCUCUCUACCACAAAGCCCAAUUGGGGUGUUGGAUGCAGCAUGCCUAAGCUAUAACAGUGAUGAUACAACUGCUGGAUCUCAUGCAACAUGUGGAGGUGAUUCUCCAGCUAGUAAAAGGAGGAAAUUAAGCAGCUCAUCAAUCUCAUGAAGAAGACUUUGUGUGCGCUACUUACCUGCUUUGAAGACACUGGUACUUUCCAACAAGUAGUCUGGUUUAUUAGUGGGGCAUAGUGGUCAUAAUUUUGGCAAAACCAAAAUGAUAAAAAGAUGAAUGGAAAAGGAGGAUCUAAUAAAACUGGGCAGUCCAGUCCUUUACCGACGCCUUGGAAAUGAAUCAAGCAGCCACCAGUUUUGUCAAGUCAACAAAAUUCCAGAGUCUGCAAAGAUCAAAAGGAGCAAGGGAAGAAAUUGAGAGAACUGAGGAGACCUGUGUCAUGAUCAAGAUAGGGGGCAACUAGUUGUGAGUGUCUUUGUUGUUGUUGUUGUUGUUGUUGUUCUUUUUCUCCAUUUUGUGAGAAACUAGUAGAUAAAUCCUUUGGGCGAUCAAAAAUUGCCACCCAAAUUAAAAGAAAAAAAAAGAAUAGAGUUGAAGAAAAGGAGGAAGUAGCUUUCCUUGAAAAGGUUUUAUUUGUUGACAUUUUUAAGUGAACUUUUUUUCUUAUUGUACA